Molecule: messenger RNA, 10655 nt
Organism: Apis cerana (Asiatic honeybee)
Lineage: Eukaryota; Metazoa; Arthropoda; Insecta; Hymenoptera; Apidae
Product: lateral signaling target protein 2 homolog
Cellular component (GO): early endosome membrane
Molecular function (GO): metal ion binding
Source: RefSeq, a predicted model, not a curated record
CGUAACAGCGAGCUGUGCCUUUGCAGUCUGUGCUCGUCAGUCAGUCUUACGGACGCGCGAUUCACGUUUGACGCGCAAUUUCGAAUGUGUGGAUCGACUGAAAUUAUCGAUGAUUGUAUGUUUGAUGGUGAUACUUGACGAAAAAAUUCUAACUUAUAUGCGGUCAACUAGUGUCUCGUGGUGUGACGCUUUCUGGUAAGAUCAUAGUGGCAGGUUUCGCUAUGUCGCAAGUGCUUUGGCCGCAAGAGGCGCAGUGACGACUCGCCCGUGAGCCUGCCGACAUCCUCGACAGCCCUGCGAUGGAGUCGAUCAGAAAAUGGUUCUAUAGGCCUAAGAGGGACGACACGAGUUUGCUCGCACAAUUUUUCUACGCCGACGAAUCUUUGAACGCUGUUGCCUGCGAGUUGGACUCGUUCGACGGCCGCCAGGAACCGGAAAGAUGCACCACGCUGGUCAAUCAACUGCGCCAUUGCCAGGACAAGGUGUUGACGAUAUGCAGCCAGAUAAUGGACGAACUGAUACCGGAGAGCAGGGCGAACCGGGACUUUAGGGUGAAGUUUCCUGAUGACGUGAUGCAGGAGAAUCUUGCGGGCCAGCUGUGGUUCGGGGCGGAAUGCUUGGCGGCCGGAUCCUCGAUCAUGAACAGGGAGGCUGAAAGUUCAGCCAUGAGGCCGUUGGCGAGGGCUUUGACGAAGUCUUUGGACAUCGUCAGGAAUUUGCUCAGAGAGCACGCGCUGAAAGGUCACAUGAACCUGAAGUAUCUUUCUCAAACGCAAAAUCCAUUGGACCCGUCCCUGGAGAAGCUGAUCGAGUCGCUGAAAAUCUUCGAUCGGUUGUUCGCCGAUUUCGAGCUGUGUUACGUAGGCGUGAUGGUGCCGGUGAAAUCGACGAAGGAGUACGAGCAGCAGGAGCUCGUGUGCGUUUUAUUUUCGGAGACGCUGCAAAGAGCUCUCGAACGUGGAUUGCUCAGCCAAGCCGACGUGGAUAAUUACGAGCCAGCUCUGAUGUUUACUAUUCCACGUUUGGCGAUUGUUUCUGGCCUCUUGGCUCCGCCUGGAGGCCCUUUGUGCCUCAAUUCCCCUGACAACAUCAGCGAAGUGUUUAGACCUUUCAGGUCGCUUCUUCUAAAAAUAAGAGAGCUUCUAUGGACGUUGAACAAUCGCGAGCUCUACAUGCUGGAGAAACUGCUUUGCUCGAACGAGGAGCCGUCAGGCCCUAUCACGCAAUCAUCGAAAUCGUCCACGUGCCAGGAUAUCCCCGAUCUGGAGGAAUUUGUUCACAAUUUUUAUACCGGUUACCCGAACUGUAAAGACUUCAUUGUAGAUUUUUACACUGUGACGAAGAAUACAGGGAACAACAUGGAUGAGGUGGCGGACGAUGUGGUUCAAAUAUUAGAAAAGGAGAAUCGGUUGGUGGAGAGGAAUAGCGAUCAGGAGGAGGAGAGCCGCGAAAUGAUCGUGGAAACUGGGCCUAAUCGGUUAAACAUAUCCGUGAACGGGUACGAGGAGACUGUAAGGUGUAAUAGUAGCGCGAGGACAUCCAGUGAACGUGAUAGUGUUGGUGACGAAGUGCAGUAUCAUGUUAAAAAACCUUCUAGUUCAUCGAACACGAAUAGUCGGUUAUCUUGCGAUGAUAAUCCUUGCACGAGAAGAAUAGAAUGUAACGCGGCUCCUGUUUCCAUAGUGAAUUCCGUCACGGAACAAGUCGUUCCGGAGAGCAGUAUUUCGAACGUAAACGAGAAUAGAUGCGGCGAACAAUUGCACAAACAGCAAGAAGAAUUCAUCACCUCGGACAUAACCGAGAUAUUAGGUAGCUCGGAUAAUAUCGAAAUUCCUCAAACUCAGUAUCUACUGAAUCAGGUUUCACACGAGAACAACGUAACUGGUGAAACGGUCCACAUACAAAAUUCUUUGCCCGAUUUGGAUUCGAAAAAGCUCAUCUCUGAGGCGAAUAAAACGUUGUCGAAUCUGUUGCUAGAUGGAGAGUGUCAGAACGAGAUCUCUGAGCAGACUGAUUCGGGAAUUUGCACGGUGAUCUCGUCGGAGAAUACCAGUUUAUACGAUAAAAGUCCUGAAGAGAAGAAAACGUUCGCCAAUGAGAUUCAACAGGACGAGCAGGACUUGGGCGAAGAAGAUACGCAAGAGAACACUAGCUAUUCUUGUUCUAAUUUGAAUUCACCGAAAAGGAAGAGUUCGACGAUAUCCGAAAACUCUUGCGUUUGUAGUCUAAGAAGCGUGAAAACGGUUGCAUCAUUGGAUCACUCGAUCGAGGUGCAUAAUUUGCAUGCGGCCAACACGGAGGUCGCGAAGAACAUUCCACGGAUAUCGUCCAAUUUUGAUGGUACAAAUGAGGAAUUCGUUGGGGUCGCGUACGGGAAUGGGCAUAUUUCUGUUUGUGACUCGAACCAAUCCAGUUUUCAGAUCAACUAUUCCGAGAAUUGGGAGAACUUGAAUUUAAGCAUCGACGCGUCUACUUCGAGAAAAGAAUUCUGGAGUGACCUGAAAUGCGAGAACUGCCCCUCUACGUCGCAGAACAUGGAGAAAAUUGGUACAAAGAUCGAGCAAUACGCUCAGGAUAAGAUCACGACGUCGAGAAAGAUGAAGGACGAGAAACAAAAACGACGGCAUCAACGCAAGCACGAAAGAAAUGGACAAAAACUUUAUCAAGGAAUUCAAGAGAGUAGGAUACAAAAUUUCCAAAAUAUACGAUCAUCGGCAAGCACGGAACGUUCCAGAUCAAACUCGACAGAUCGUUGCUUAAAUCCUAGGUUGAUCAGUUAUGGGGCUAGUCUGCACCCCAGUCAGAAUACUAGAAAAAUGCCUAACUUUGGAAGCCAUAGUCCCCACGCCAGUCCAAGAUUACAACACUUUGAAACUCGUAGUACACCUGGAUCCGGACAGAGGAAAUGUAGUAUCAUCUCUAGACCUCAGCGAAAUUUGUCGCCGCAAAAUAGAAAACUUUUAGAUCAUAGACGGUCCAGGUCAGAACAAAUUAUUAGAAUGAAAAGAAGAGACUAUGAUAAAAGGGAUAAGUAUGAAAGAACUAAUCCUAGAUUGGAACAGACUAAAAGGAAAUUGGGAAACAGAAGUCCUAAUGAACUAAUGAAUGACGGUUUGGGACCAAGAACGGAUAAAAGCGGUUUGUCGAACGAGCCGAGCUCACCUAUCUUGACGCAAUCUGUAUCGUAUAUGCAAAAAGACAAUAACACGCAAAGAGCUACACGAUCCGUGAGACUGAUGAACGCAUCUACGGUUCAAGGAACACAAUCGAUCAACUCAGAUCAUAUGUUGGCUCAUAAACCAGAUGUUGGAUCUAGUUCGAGCUGUUCGAGUUGUUGUGAUUCAAGCUCAGAGACUAGUGAAUUUCAAAGUGAUUGCCAGGAUGACGAGGAAAUAGCAUUGGCAAUGCAAGCCGCUGAGAUUGCAAAUAAUUAUAAGAUUCGAGCAAAAUUUCGAUCGUCUGAGGAUCUUGUCCACCGUUUAUUUGUUUGUAUAGCUGGUGUAGCAGACCAGUUACAGACGAAUUUUGCGUCAGAUCUACGUAAUAUUUUAAAAUGUGUGUUCCUUAUGAAUAGUAGUCAAACUGUGGAAGAUGGUGAAAUGAAGGAUGAAAGUUCAGUAUCUGAAAAUCCUGUAAGUCCGUUAAACGAUACAGCUACCAAUCAUGACCGACAAGAUUUGUUACAAGAGUAUGAGGACGAUUUGGAAGAAACUACUACAACCACUGACCAUAACACAACAUCCUCUAUAACGGAACGUGGCGAAGAAUGUGUAGAAAGAGCACCAGCUUGGAUCCCGGACAACGAUGCGCCCCGUUGCAUGGCGUGUCAAGCUGGAUUCACGGUGGUAAGACGCAGACACCAUUGCAGAAAUUGCGGCAAGGUGUUCUGCGGCCGUUGCAGCAGCAAUAACGUUCCCCUCCCUCGUUAUGGUCAUACAAAACCUGUCAGGGUGUGCAACAGGUGUUUUCUCUAUCAAGUGACGCCGUUUACGGUGUCUUCAGUGACAUCAGCAAGCUGAACUUUAUUUGAACAAUAAGGAAACGCAAGAUAAUCUUAAAUAAUUAAAGGCGUUAAGGACUCUAUGGAAAUCAAUGAAAAAUGGGAAUAAUAAUCGUAGACUGAAGACGAAAAAAAAAAGAGCUAAAAUUGUUUAACUCUGCAUUAUAUCAAACAUUUGCCCAGCGAUAAUGAAAUAACAAUUUCUAAAUGUUUAAUAUUAAAUCAACGAUUGGACUAGCGAUAAGCGGGCCGUGAUUAUUUUAAAUAAUCAUUAUGAUAUUCUAUCAUGAAACUCUUUCGUUUGGAGAAAAGAUAAGUUUGUAUCGAUAUUUAUGGUGGAAGAAAUUAUAGCGAUAAAUGUCGAUGUAAAGAAUUUUGCAGAAAUUUCUGAAAAAUUUGCAAAUCAUAAAAUCUUACUUAAGUCCAUAUAUAGAUGUAUAUUAUGAACUUUUUGAAUUCCCACGAGAAAUAAAAGUACUUAGAAUAUUAGUAUAUUAUAUUUGUAUCAUUAUUUGUUGAUCAAAUAUAUAACAACCGCAUUUACAUUUCUUCCACUAUGAAUAUAUGUGUUUUCCGAAGAAAGGAAAAAAGAAAUUAUUGCUCCACUUCUUUCUUUAAAAAAAAGACAUUGGGUAUAAAUUUACUCGAGUCUGUCGACUAUUGGUGUAAAUACCGCAAACUUGCGAGCAAGCGUGCAAAAAAAAAAACGAACCAUAUAACGAUUGUGAAAAAAAGCGUUUCUGUUUUUUACCGGCAUUUGAAGCACAAACGCUGGCGAAUCGUGAUAUAAUAUAAACCGUUUAACAGUGGGUUAAUACGAAAGCUUUAAAGGACGAUAUUCAAUAGCAUCACACUGGAUGGCCUAUGAUCCGAUGAUUUUUCGAAGCAUAUAAUACAUAUGCAGCGGCAUCACUAGAUUCUGUGCCAAAUUUACGCGACAAUAAGUUUUCUUCUGAUUCAACGUGAUCCUCUCGUGCAAGUACAAGUUUCAGAAAAUCGAUACAGACUAUUGGAAGAAAUGGAAUCGUAAUUGAGUAAAUUAUUCUUACGAUAUCACGAAAAGGAAUUUAUCAGUAAUUUAUUUGUUAUAAAUACGAGAAUUAAUGGUUCAGAGACUGUUUCGAUUAAGAGAAAAAAUCGCCGCUUUUCGAUUGAGGACCGUUUUUGAAUGUGAUUUCGAUUUAAAAGACUGUUUUCGAUUGUAGACCAUUCCAGAUAUAUCGUGUAACAAAUCUAUGAUUCGCCGUAGUUGCUGCUGAGCCGAGCGAUUGUGCUUUUUGUAGUUGCGGAAGGGUUGGGCAGUAUGUUUGGUUGAUUACUAAGAAAUUGAUUUUGAAUUUAUCUCCUUCUUCGAACGUGAUUAUAGAAUAUAUUUUAAUGGAAUAGUUGAUCAAAUAAUUUUAUGAUAGGCUAUUAAAAAUGAAAAAAUUAUAAAAAUAGAAGUGUUUGCUUUUUUGAUUUUGAAAUUUAUUUUGUGUUCAUGUUUUAGGAUAUUUGAUAUUAUAAUUGAACUAUCAUUUAUUUCGUUUUAUAAAAAAAAAAAAACAUUAGAUAAGCAUUUUUUAAGGGUAAUGUGAAGAAUUUUACGUUCUUGUUGUACUAUUUGACGACUGAUAUAUUAAUUUCUUAUGACUGAUUUAUAAAUAAUUAAAAUGAAUAUUUGUAGAAACCGUGCCCAACUCUGUGUCGUAUAUCAAUUUCAUUGCGUGACUUUAUUCGAUUUGCGACAAAAAAGGUACGAAGACCACGUAUUAUAAUUACAAUUUCUCGCACAAUUAUUAUAUUCGAAAUUGAUUGAAUUUAGUUAUCUAAAAAUUUAUUUCUUAUUAUCUUGAUUAACGAAAGUAUGAUGUAACCUUAUGUACAAAUUCCUCUGUAACAUUAAUAUUUGGUAUAUCGAUAAACAAGGGUGGUGUCUUUGUAUGAGACACUUAUAUUAUAGUACAUACAUAAAGAUUUCAACAAAGAUGGAGGAAAUUAGAUAUAGAAAAGAUUACAAAUAAUUUGAAUAUAAAAAAUAUUUAAUGUUUUCGUAUGCAUCUCUUAUUACAUAUCUUUUUAAUUAAGAAUGACAUUUUGUUUAUAAGGAUAACAAUUAAUUUUUUAAUGUAUUUGGAUAUACUUAUAAAUAUUUUGAAAUGAAAUUAGAAGUUUUAUUUUCCAUCAUCUUUUAUAUUUAAUUUCCUCAUUGAAAUUUAUAUUUCAGAGUUAUUAUUAUUAUUACUAUUACAAUUACUAUUACUAUUAUUAUUAUUAUUAUUAUUAUUUUAUUAUUGUUACUGUUAUUAUGAGAUUAAACUAAUUGGCUGUAUUUUCUUUGUAAUUUUUUUUUAAUAUCAUUUUCUUUUUUUUUAAAUUCAAAUAUUUUAACGUGGGAUUUUUAUUAAAAAAAAAAAAGAAGAAGAAGAAACAAAAUGGCUCAGCUUGUUCGAUCGUAUAGAAUUAUUUAAGGAGUAUUAGGGUGUAAUGUAAUGCAACGAAAAGUAAUAAUUAUUCAGAGUAAUCAUUGAAUUCGAAUGAAUUAUUGUAUCAUAUGACGAUUAAAGCGAUUACUGCCAUUUUUAAUUGUCAAAUUAAUUAGAUUUAUGUAUAAAAAAUAAUCUUUCAUAAAUAAUCACAAAUAAUAAUUGAAUAUUUCAAAACUAUUCAUUUAAAAACUUAAACUGUACGUGAAGCUUUAAAAAAAUUAGCCAAAAAAAAAAUUUUAUAUUCCAUAGUAGUUAUAUAGUUCUAGUUUAAUCUACAUUUCCAUAGUUAAUUACAUUGAAUAAUAUAUAUAUUACUUAUAUUAAAAAAGUAGAUUCAAAUAACUUGAGAAUUUUUAUUAUUUUUUGAUACAUUAAUUUGAAAAUAAUUGAAUAUUUGAUUAUACAAAUAAUACAUAAUUAUACAGGGUAUAUCUAAAUAAAAAUAUUAGCUUAAAGCUUAGAAUAUUUUAUGAAUCUAUAAAAAAAAAUUUAACUUACUAAUAAAUUAUAAUUAAAAAAAAAAGAUGACAUCGUUUGUUUUUUAUUAAUAUAAAAUAUUUGAUUACAUUCGCACAGAAAAACAAAUUUCAUCUUUCAAUUUAUAUCACUUAUUAUUACCAAUUUAAAUGAAAAUUUAAAUAAAAAUUGGUUCAACUUGCCGAAUGGAAAUGGAAAGUUAUUAUUUUCAAAGCAAAAAACUAUAUCAAAUUAGAGUACAAAAUUAGACAUUUGCAUAUGAUUUUUAAACAACGACAUCAUCUUUAGCGGUAAAUUCAGUGAUUACUCUGAUUAUUCUUCAACUAGAAACUCGCAAUUUAUCGAUUUCACUUUCUUAACUAAUCGAUCAUAUCGAUCGUUCAAUGUCAUUUCCAAUCGAACUUUCAUCGUUAUCUUAUAACCUAUAAUUAUAAUUAUCGAGUGAUUGAUGUUAUAUGAGAAUUUAGCAGAAUCUGCAGUGUUGUUAAAUCCUUCAUGUAUGGAAUUAUAAAGAAAUUUGCAUUUUUUAUGAAUUUUACACUGUGAUUCAUUCAUAUAAUGCCUUUAUAAAUGCAAAUAUGAGGUUUGAAAUAUAAUAAAAUACAGGGUUAAUUUUUUUUUUAUGCUGUUCUAUCAUUUUUAACAGUGAAAUAAUUGUUUUUUGUUACAGAUUAAUUAUUAAUUAAUUAUUAGUUAUUACAAAUACAUUACUGUCUUACUUAAAUAGAUAUAUUGAUUUCAUUAUUUUUAUCGGCUACAAAUCGAUUAAAAAUUAUUCUUUUCAUUUUAAUUUUAUUUUUUUUAAAUAAUUUACUCUUUAUUCAGAUCAAAUGAUAUUAUUAUGUAACAAAAAUUUUGGAUGAAAGGAAUUUUGGAAAUGAAUUCUUAUAUGAUUAUUUAUUUGUUAAUACAUUAAAAAUUUAUUUAACAGAAAAUAAAUAAUAUAAUUUUUAAAUAAUUAAUUUAUAAAAUUAAAGAUAAAUUUUUUUCAUUAUUAGAAUAUAGUCAGUGUAUUCGAUUUUUUCUUCUACACUAAUCUUUAAUCUUUCAAUGCUCAAUAGCUUUUUUAGAUUUUCAGAAAGAAGUCAAUAUUAAUAUGUUGAUAUACCCUAAUUAUUCCAUUACUAUAUUGAUCUGAUAUAAUAUAUAUAAUAUAUAUUAUAUAUACAUACGUGUAUUUCACAGAGCUGAAUGUUAAAAAGCUUAAAAAAUUAAUUUGAGGAAAAACUAAUAAUAAGACGAUAUUUAAUUAAUUCAACUUGCAAAUGUUUCUGCAAUAAAUCAUAUUAACGCGUAAAUAUCACAAUAAAUAUCCUAACAGAGCAGUUAAAAAUGACGGAUCUUUUUGAUGAAAACAAAUAGUGAAACUAAAAAAAAUUAAAUUCAUUCAUACCAAAUAUUUAUACAGAUAAUCUUAAAGAUAUAUUAUUAGAUAUAAAUUGGCAUAAAUAUAUUAAAUAAAAAUUAUAAGUUAGUCAUUUUAACUGCUUUGAUAGUUAUUGUGUUAAUGAUCACAAGAGACUGUUACUGACAAGUUAAUGGCGAGGUAGAAAAUGUGCCUGUUUAAGCGUUGUGACGAUGGAAAAAUGAAGAGCACAUAGCGUUAUUUUGCGAUGUUAGAUUUCGAUAUUUCUUUGUGAUAAUAAUAUUAAAUGAGACAUAUUUGAAAAGGAGAUUUGUAUUUCUAAAACGUCCAAGGCAACCAAUGGGCAAGAUAAAAUUAUUACUAAUAAAGUAAAGUUUUAAAAUAUUAUAAAAUUUGAAAUUUAUACACAUGUCACAGAAAAUAUAUAAAAAACUGAUCCAAUUUGUUCAUUUUUCAACAAUAUUUGAAAGUAGUGCAAACACUUUCAAAGAUAUAUAUUUUUUAAACAAUUCAAUAUGCAUCACGGAUAUUGAAAUUUUUAUUUCUCAACGUUGGUUGUCGUUGAAAAAUUUAAAGUUUGUCGAGAAAACGCUUUGAAGUUUCUAAAUCUAUAAAUUAAAAGAAAAUGGCGUGUACAUCAAGUAUAUUUAUUUAAGAAGUGUAUUGAAAUUAAGAAGCAUGUUUUAAAUAUUAAUGCUUAAGGCGAGCAAAAUGCUUAUAAUAUUUUGUACGUGUAAUUAACGCGUUGCUAGAUUAUCAAGUGCUUUCGAUUUUCUAUAUUCUACGUAAUGAAAUGUCGAGCCGUAAACAAUUUGUCAGAUUUUUUCCAAAUAAAAGUAAAAGAAAGGAUUGUAAAAAGCAAUUAUAAAAUGUUUUUUAGGGUGAAAUUACAUUACGACCAUUAAAACGUGAUAGUUAAAAUUUUAGUGAAUAUGCUAUUUUUUCAAUAUAAGCGAAUUUUCAUAAUUAAUUUUGAACAUUAUUUUUUUAUUAAUCAAUAAUAUGACAAUUUAAAAAUAUGGAAAAAUGGAUUGGAAAGAAAGUGCAGUUAUAGAUUUAAUUCUUUGUAAAAUUCUAAAAAAUCUAAUUUCUUUUCUUAUUCUUAUUCUUCUUCAUAACGAUAUAAUAUUUAUAAUUGUUUACUUAAUUUAAUUACAUAAGUAGUUUUUAAAAUUUAUAUAAUUAUCACAUUACAAAUUUUAUGAUCAUCAUUAUGAAAGCUGGACAUGAAAAAGCUGUAUAAUAUAUGUAUAAUAAAAUUAUUAUGAUUUUUGAUACAAUUUUUCCAUUAUCUAAAUAUUUGUUUUAUUUUAAUUUAUUAAAAGUAAAAAAAUAAAUAAAAUGUUUUAUUGAUAUUUUAGAUGAUAUAUUGAUAAUAUAAACACAAUUUAUUGUAACAUAUAAACUCUUUUUUGUAUUCAGCUUUCAAAUUUUUUGUGAAUCAUUAAAUUAUAUCGAUUUUUAAUAAUUGCAAUUGGAGAGUAAGAAAGUUAAAUAGCAAAAAUUAAAAAAUAAAAGAUACAGAAGGAUUUUACAAUUUAGAUAAAAUUGUAAAAUCGCAAUAGUAAUAAUAAUAAUAACGAAUAAAACGAUACAAGACAUUCUUUUUUUUCAAAUUUAAUCAAAAUCAUAGAUCAAAUUGAAUUAAAAAAUAUAAUUAUAUAUAAUUCUAUGAAUUAUGAAUUAUAUAUAAUUCUGUGUAUUCGUAUGAAAGAUUUUCACACGAGAGAUGAACCGUAAAUAGAUUUACAAUUAUUCCUCCAGUUGUAUUUUUUUCCCUUUCACGCACGAAUGUUUAUUGUUCAGGAAUUCCCCUGUGCCUAAAUGUCACAGGCUGGCCUGUGCUUAAAUGGAUGAACAAACUUAAAUGAACAAACGAAAAAACGUAUUAAAAAGAAGAAGACAAAAAAAAAGAAUAAGAAAGGAACACUAGAAAAAAAUAACACCAGAAAGAAAAGAUAAAGAUGAUGAGCAAACGAAAGAUAUCAUGAUGAUAUUCUAUAAAAUAACGUAUCGUUUUGGGAUGCCAUAUUGAGAAAAAAAAAUCGCGAUAAACGUGAUCUGCCAAUUAGUUAGAAAAUUCCGACUACUGAGAAGAGAAGAGUGUACCUCAGAAUUAUUUUUAUAUAAUUUGCCCAAGCAUAUGUGUGUGUGUGUGUGUGUGUGUGUGUGUGUGUGUGUAUCGUCAACGUGGCUAAUGCUCAACUUGAAUUCUAUCAAGUUUUAUGGACAACUUUUUUUUUCAACGUUUUUACAUAAGUAAACAUCGUGAGUUAAUAAAUUUUGAUUCAAUUGAUUUUUGGUAUAUCGUGUAAAAAUGAAUAUAGAAAUAUUAUAAAUAUCA